Gossypium raimondii (Peruvian cotton) is the source of this 2068-nucleotide messenger RNA. RefSeq names its product receptor kinase-like protein Xa21. Gene Ontology annotation, molecular function: protein binding. The transcript is spliced from 3 exons. NCBI's taxonomy places the organism in Eukaryota, Viridiplantae, Streptophyta, Magnoliopsida, Malvales, Malvaceae. The coding region runs from base 302 to 1234 and encodes 310 amino acids. The record is from RefSeq and is a predicted model, not a curated record.
UCUGCCUAAAGAAUUGGGCCAAUUGCAUCGUUUGAGGAUCAUUCGAUUAAGCUACAACCGUCUUAAUGGGGAAAUUCCAUCAUGGCUUGGGAACUUACACAGAGUUCGAAGGUUGCAAAUGGAAAAUAAUAACAUUUCAGGCACAAUCCCUCAAACACUUGUUAACAUGUCCAAUCUAGAGAUCUUGAAUAUGGGAUUGAAUCAAUUAUCUGGCUAGGCUCCAUCUUCCAUCUUCAAGAUUUCUUCUCUGAAGUUUAUUAGUCUCUUCAGAAAUAGCCUAUCAGGUAGUUUGCCUAAUGAUAUGUGUCGACAUCUUCCCAAGCUUGAAGUGCUUCAUUUGAGUUUGAAUAGAUUAUCCGGUAGCAUUCCAUCAAGUUUAGGCAAAUGCAACAACCUUAAAUAUUUCUCAUUGUACUUCAAUCAAUUUACGGGGAUCAUUCCAAAAAGUAUUGGAAAUCUGACUAGACUUGAAGAAUUAGAUUUGGGGUUGAAUAACUUAGAAGGUAGUUUGCCUAAUGCUUUGUGUCACCUUUGUCCCAAGCUUGAAGGGCUUUACUUGGAUGCAAAUGAAUUAUCUGGUAAUAUUCCAUCAAGUAUAGGUGAAUGUUACAAGCUUCAGAUGCUAAGUUUAUUAGAAAUUAAAUUCAGUGGGCUGAUUCCGAAAAGCAUUUUUAAUUCAACUAUGCUCGAAGGAAUAUAUCUAUAUGACAACAAUUUGGAAGGUACCUUGCCACCCAUGAUCGAGGCUCCAAAGCUGAAUGUUCUUUCGUUGCAUCGAAAUAAACUUCGCGGAAACAUUCCCAACUCUAUCUUGAAUGCUUCCAUGCUUAAGCUUCUAGACUUGGGAGAUAACUUCUUCUCCGGCCCAAUUCCUGAAACGUUUGGUAACUUACGACACCUUGAAUGGUUCCGAAUAGCAAACAACUAUUUGACCAUGGGAUCUACUAUAAAUCAUGAGUGGACCUUUCUUUCUUCUUUGACAAAUUGCAAGAAUUUGACAAGAGUAGAUAUUUCAGAAAAUCCUUUGAAUGGCACUCUUCCUACUAAUAUUGGGAACCUUUCAGCAUCCCUUAUAUACUUUUACGCUAUUGAUUGUGAGCUUAAAGGCAAUAUUCCAAUAGAAAUAGGUAACUUAAGCAACCUAUUACUUUUACAACUUGACCAUAAUAAAUUAAGUGGUUUUAUUCCGACAUCAAUUGGAGGAAUGAAAAAUUCUAGAUCUUUCCUCAAAUAAAUUAGGAGGACCUAUCUUAAAAAGCCUCGUGGUUUGGAGAGACUAUACGAGAUGUUUUUAGGGUUGAAUAAGCUGGAUGGAUCCAUACCCUCUUGUUUGGGUAAUAUUACUUCUUUGAGAUAUCUUUAUUUAAAUUCCAACAAAUUGAGUUCGGCAAUACCCUCAACUUUGUGGAAACUUAAACAUAUAUUAGAAGUAGAUUUAUCAUCAAUCUGCCUUAACGAUUCACAUGCUCUUGAUGUUGGAGAUUUGAGGAGUCUGCUGAAACUAAAUUUAUCAAGGAAUCUUUUCACAGGAGAUAUCUUGUCCACAUUUGGAGGUCUUGAAACUUUGGUUUUAUUAGAUUUAUCAAAUAAUAUACUACAUGGUCAUAUCCCCGAAUCAUUUGGUGGUUUGGUUAGUUUGACAUUUUUAAAUUUAUGCAAUAACGAUCUCUCUGGAGUUAUUCCCAAAUCUUUGGAAAAGCUUUUAUAUCUAAAGUAUUUUAACGUGUCUUUCAAUAGACUUGAAGGGGAAAUUCCUACCAAAGGAUGUUUUCCAAACUUUCCGAGCACAUCAUUCAUGAAGAAUUAUGCACUUUGUGGUCCACCAAGAUUGCUAGUCCCACCUUGCAAAAAUGACAUCCGCAAAAAUUCCAAGAUGGGUGUAUUGCAUGAUUUAAGGUUCGGUUUACCAAUAAUUUGUAUUGUCAUGUUACUACUAGUCUUAGUUAUUAUGUAUAGAAGAUUCCGAAUUAGGAGUACAACUCUACCAAUUACGGAUGAUUCACUACGUUUGGGAACAUGAAGAAGAAUUUCACAUGACGAACUUUCACGGGCAACUAGUGGAUUUGAG